CCUCAUUUACCUGCAGUAUCUGAUAACAUAAAUGAAGUGGAAUUUCAUGCAAAGGAUUAUGAUCGGAUGCUAACAGUCAUAUCAAGAGAAGGAGAAAAAAUUCAAUUGGAUACCCCAGUCAUGGCCAAAGGUCCAGUGGAGAUUUGGCUUCUGGACUUGUUAAGAAUGCAAAUGUCUUCACUACACAAUGUCAUUCGAUUAGCAUACUAUCAAAUUAGUGACACUGGUUUCCAACUCUUACCUUUCCUAUUCCAUUUUCCAGCACAGGUAGGACUGCUGGGAAUUCAAAUGUUGUGGACACAUGAUGCAGAAGAUGCCUUAAAUAAUGCAAAAGAUGACAGGAAAAUUAUGCAAGUGACCAAUCAGAAAUUUUUGGAUAUUUUAAAUGUUCUCAUUAGUCAGACAACUCAUGAUCUGACCAAGUUUGAUAGAGUGAAAUUUGAAACCCUAAUUACUAUCCAUGUACACCAGAGAGAUAUCUUUGAUGACUUGGUAAAAAUGCAUAUCAAAUCACCUACAGAUUUUGAAUGGCUAAAGCAGAGCAGAUUUUAUUUUAAGGAAGAUUUGGACCAAACUGUAGUUUCCAUUACAGAUGUUGAUUUUGUCUACCAGAAUGAAUUUCUUGGAUGUACUGAUCGUCUAGUUAUUACCCCGUUAACAGAUAGGUGCUAUAUCACAUUAGCUCAGGCUUUGGGGAUGAACAUGGGAGGAGCACCAGCAGGACCAGCAGGAACUGGCAAAACAGAAACAACAAAAGACAUGGGGCGAUGCUUGGGAAAAUAUGUGGUGGUUUUUAAUUGUUCAGAUCAAAUGGAUUUCAGAGGCUUAGGACGGAUUUUUAAAGGUCUAGCACAGUCUGGUUCCUGGGGAUGCUUUGAUGAAUUUAACAGAAUUGAGUUGCCUGUAUUAUCAGUGGCUGCUCAACAGAUUUACAUUGUUUUGACAGCAAGAAAAGAGAGGAAAAAACAGUUUAUUUUUUCUGAUGGUGAUUGUGUUGAUUUAAAUCCAGAAUUUGGAAUCUUUUUAACAAUGAACCCUGGAUAUGCUGGACGCCAAGAGCUACCGGAAAACUUAAAAAUUCAGUUUCGAACAGUUGCUAUGAUGGUACCUGACAGACAGAUAAUUAUGAGAGUGAAGCUUGCAAGCUGUGGGUUUCUUGAAAAUGUCAUCUUAGCUCAGAAAUUCUUUGUUCUUUACAAGCUUUGCGAGGAGCAGCUUACAAAACAGGUUCACUAUGACUUUGGUCUAAGAAAUAUCUUGUCAGUGUUGAGGACUCUUGGGGCUCAAAAAAGAGCCAGACCAGAAGACAGUGAGCCAAGCACUGUUAUGAGAGGCCUAAGAGAUAUGAACCUCUCUAAGUUGAUUGAUGAAGAUGAGCCCCUUUUCCUCAGUUUAAUCAAUGACCUGUUUCCAGGAUUGCAACUAGAUAGCAGUACCUAUGUGGAACUGCAACAUGCAGUAAGUAAUCAGGUUGAAGAAGAAGGGUUAAUUAACCACCCACCCUGGAAUCUUAAACUUGUACAGUUGUAUGAGACAUCUCUAGUACGUCAUGGAUUGAUGACCCUUGGACCCAGUGGUUCUGGAAAGACCACUGUUAUAACAAUUCUGAUGAAGGCAAUGACAGAGUGUGGACGUCCUCACAGAGAGAUGCGUAUGAAUCCAAAAGCUAUUACAGCUCCCCAGAUGUUUGGCAGACUGGACACAACAACUAAUGACUGGACAGAUGGAAUUUUUUCUACUUUAUGGAGAAAAACCUUAAAAGCUAAAAAGGGAGAAAAUAUCUUCCUGGUUUUAGAUGGGCCUGUCGAUGCCAUUUGGAUUGAGAACUUAAAUUCUGUGUUGGAUGACAAUAAAACUCUCACAUUAGCCAAUGGGGAUCGAAUUCCCAUGGCUCCUAGCUGUAAACUGUUAUUCGAAGUACACAACAUUGAGAAUGCCUCUCCUGCCACUGUUUCUAGGAUGGGUAUGGUCUACAUCAGCAGUUCUGCUCUUUCUUGGAGGGCAAUAUUACAGGCAUGGCUUAAAAAGCGCAGUCCACAGGAAUCUACUGUAAUACUUGAGAUGUAUGACAAAGUGUUUGAAGAUGCAUAUACAUAUAUGACCCUAAAUCUUAAUCCGAAAAUGCAGCUCUUAGAGUGUAACUAUAUUACGCAGUCCCUCAAUCUUCUGGAGGGUUUAAUUCCUUCCAAGGAAGAAGGUGGUGUUGCUUCUAAUGAGCAUAUUCAGAAAUUAUUUGUAUUUGGCAUUAUGUGGAGUUUAGGAGCCCUUCUGGAGUUGGAUAGCAGAGAAAAGCUUGAAUACUUUUUGAGAAGUCAUCAAAGUAAAAUAGAUUUGCCAGACAUUCCAGAAGAAAGUAAUCACACAAUGUAUGAGUUUUUUGUCACUGAUUAUGGUGACUGGGAACAUUGGAACAAAAAAGUUGAACCAUAUAUUUAUCCAACUGACAGUAUUCCAGAAUAUUCAUCAAUUUUGGUUCCGAACGUUGACAAUGUUAGAAGCAAUUUUUUGAUAGAUACAAUAGCAAAACAACACAAAGCAGUUUUGCUCAUAGGAGAACAGGGAACAGCGAAAACUGUUAUGAUUAAAGCGUAUAUGAAAAAGUAUGACCCUGAAGUACAUUUAUCUAAAUGUCUGAACUUUUCAUCUGCCACAGAACCAAUGAUGUUUCAGAGAACAAUUGAAAGUUAUGUGGAUAAGCGAAUGGGAAGCACAUAUGGACCACCAGGAGGAAGAAAAAUGACUGUAUUUAUUGAUGAUAUUAAUAUGCCAGUAAUUAAUGAAUGGGGAGACCAGAUAACUAAUGAGAUUGUAAGACAGAUGAUGGAAAUGAAAGGAAUGUAUAGCUUGGAUAAACCUGGAGACUUCACUACAAUUGUUGAUGUGCAGAUAAUAGCAGCAAUGAUACAUCCAGGAGGGGGUCGAAAUGAUAUUCCACAACGUUUGAAAAGACAGUUUACUGUGUUUAAUUGCACAUUGCCAUCAAAUGCAUCAAUAGACAAAAUAUUUGGAGUAAUUGGAUGUGGCUACUUUGAUGCUUGUAGACAUUUCAAGCCUGAAAUAUGUGAAAUGAUCAUGAAAUUAGUUUCAGCUGGUAGAAUACUAUGGCAAUGGACUAAGGUAAAAAUGCUGCCAACUCCAUCAAAAUUUCAUUACAUCUUCAAUCUUCGAGAUCUCUCCAGAAUUUGGCAAGGAAUGUUAACUAUAAAAGCAGAAGAGUGUGACUCACGUACUGUUCUCCUGUCACUUUUCAAACAUGAGUGCAACAGAGUAAUUGCAGAUAGAUUCAUUUGCACUGAAGAUGAAAUGUGGUUUAACUCACAAAUUGUUCGAGUAAUUGAUGAACAUGUUGACGAAGAUGUAGCAUCACUCCUUCUUCCAGAACCAUACUUUGUAGAUUUUCUUCGUGACAUGCCUGAACCAACUGGUGUUGAACCUGAAGAUGCUGUAUUUGAAGUACCCAAAAUCUAUGAAUUGAUACCAAGUUUCGAAUUUCUGGCUGAAAAACUAAUAUUUUAUCAGAGACAGUUCAAUGAACUUAUUAGAGGAACAAGUCUUGAUUUGGUGUUUUUCAAAGAUGCAAUGAUUCAUCUUAUGAAGAUUUCACGCAUAAUUCGGACAUCAUGUGGAAAUGCCCUGCUUGUAGGUGUUGGUGGUUCAGGAAAACAGAGUCUUUCAAGAUUGGCCUCCUUUAUAGCUGGAUAUCGAAUAUUCCAGAUAACUCUGACUAGGUCCUAUAAUGUGUCCAAUCUGACAGAUGACUUGAAGGGAUUGUACCAUGUUGCUGGAGCUGAAGGAAAAGGAAUCACAUUUAUCUUUACUGACAAUGAAAUAAAAGAUGAGGCAUUUCUGGAAUAUCUUAACAACUUGCUAUCUUCAGGAGAGAUCUCUAAUUUAUUUGCUCGGGAUGAGUUGGAUGAGAUUACUCAAGGACUAGUAGCAGUGAUGAAAAAGGAAAUGCCUCGUCACCCUCCUACCUUUGAUAAUCUUUAUGAGUAUUUCAUAGCACGAUCACGGAAGAAUUUGCAUGUUGUUCUCUGCUUUUCUCCAGUUGGUGAGAAGUUUCGUGCCCGUUCUUUGAAAUUCCCUGGCCUUAUAUCAGGUUGCACUAUGGAUUGGUUUAGUCGCUGGCCUAGGGAGGCUUUGGUUGCUGUAGCCUCCUAUUUCCUUUUGGAAUAUAAUAUUGUCUGUUCUCAUGAAACUAAAAAACAAGUUGUAGAAACAAUGGGUCUUUUUCAUGAUAUGGUUUCAGAAGGCUGCGAGAACUACUUCCAAAGGUAUAGACGAAGAGCACAUGUGACUCCCAAAUCUUAUCUCUCUUUUGUAAAUGGCUAUAAAAAUAUCUAUGCUGAAAAGUUGAAAUACAUUAAUGAACAAGCUGAACGAAUGAACAUAGGGCUAAGUAAGCUGAUGGAAGCAAGUGAAUCUGUUGCUCAGCUAUCACAAGAUCUUGCAAUAAAGGAGAAGGAAUUAGAAGUGGCUUCUGUAAAGGCAGAUCAAGUGCUAGCAGAAGUCACUGUAAGUGCCCAAGCAUCAGCCAAAGUGAAAAAUGAAGUUCAAGAGGUGAAAGACAAAGCCCAAAAAAUUGUAGAUGAAAUUGACAGUGAGAAAGUAAAGGCUGAGUCCAAGCUAGAGGCAGCCAAGCCAGCUUUAGAAGAAGCAGAAGCAGCCCUGAAUACUAUCAAACCAAAUGAUAUAGCUACAGUCAGGAAGCUUGCAAAACCUCCUCAUCUCAUUAUGAGAAUCAUGGAUUGUUGUCUGUUGUUAUUCCAAAAGAAGAUUGACCCUGUCACAAUGGAUCCUGAAAAGCCUUGCUGCAAACCGUCCUGGGGAGAGUCAUUGAAAUUGAUGAGCGGGGCCGGAUUCUUACAGAGUCUACAGCAGUUCCCAAAGGACACUAUUAAUGAAGAGACAGUAGAGCUAUUACAGCCAUAUUUUAAUAUGGAUGAUUAUACUUUUGAGAAUGGUAAAAAGGUCUGCGGUAAUGUUGCUGGUUUGCUGUCUUGGACACUUGCUAUGGCAACUUUUUUUGGAAUUAACAAGGAGGUGUUGCCUCUGAAGGCUAAUUUGGCAAAGCAAGAAGGGCGCUUGGCAGUGGCUAAUGCUGAAUUAGGGAAGGCUCAGGCAUUGCUGGAUGAAAAGCAAGCUGAGUUAGAUAAAGUGCAAGCAAAAUUUGAUGCAGCCAUGAAUGAGAAAAUGGACUUGUUGAAUGAUGCAGAAUCAUGCCGGAGAAAGAUGCAGGCAGCAUCAGCCCUUAUCGAUGGACUGAGUGGAGAAAAAGUCAGAUGGACUCAGCAAAGCAAAGAAUUCAAAGCUCAGAUUAACAGACUUGUAGGAGAUGUGCUGCUGUGUACUGGUUUCCUAUCCUACCUUGGUCCUUUCAAUCAGACCUUCAGGAUUCUUUUGCUUAAAGAACAAUGGGAAGUAGAGAUGAGAAUUCGGAAAAUUCCAUUCACUGAAAACUUAAACUUGAUUUCCAUGUUGGUGGAUCCUCCAACAAUUGGUGAAUGGGGACUGCAGGGACUGCCUGGAGAUGACCUCUCAAUUCAAAAUGGUAUCAUUGUAACUAAAGCGACUCGAUAUCCACUGUUGAUAGACCCACAAACCCAAGGCAAAACUUGGAUUAAAUCAAAAGAAAAAGACUUUGAUUUACAGGUGACAUCUCUGAAUCAUAAAUAUUUCCGAACACACUUAGAGGACGCCCUUUCAUUGGGACGACCCUUACUCAUUGAGGAUAUACGUGAAGAGCUGGAUCCAGCUUUGGAUAAUGUAUUAGAGAAGAAUUUCAUUAAAGCAGGAACCACUUACAAGGUCAAAGUUGGUGACAAAGAAUGUGAAAUCAUGGAUUCGUUUAAACUUUAUAUUACAACGAAGCUACCAAACCCUGCAUUCACACCUGAAAUUAAUGCUAAAACAUCCGUCAUUGAUUUUACCGUUACAAUGAAAGGACUGGAGAAUCAGUUACUGAGAAGAGUAAUUCUUACAGAGAAACAGGAACUGGAGUCAGAGAGAGUUAAACUUAUGGAAGAUGUUACUUUUAAUAAGAGGAAGAUGAAAGAACUAGAAGAUAACCUACUGUAUAAACUAAGUGCAACAAAAGGUUCUUUGGUGGACGAUGAAUCUCUCAUUGGUGUUCUCCGGACAACCAAGCAAACAGCUGCUGAAGUAAGUGAAAAGCUGCAUGUGGCAGCAGAAACAGAGAUCAAGAUAAAUAAUGCUCAGGAAGAGUUUCGACCAGCUGCUACACGAGGGAGCAUUCUCUACUUUCUUAUCACAGAAAUGAGUAUGGUCAAUAUCAUGUACCAGACAUCCUUGGCACAAUUCUUGAAGUUAUUUGAUCAAUCCAUGGCCAGGUCUGAAAAGUCUCCCUUGCCUCAAAAGAGAAUUGUAAAUAUUAUUGAGUUUCUGACUCAUGAAGUUUUUGUGUACUCAGUCAGAGGCCUAUAUGAAAACCACAAAUUCCUUUUUGCCCUCCUUAUGACCUUAAAGAUUGAUCUUCAAAGAGGAACAGUUAAACAUAAAGAAUUUCAGGCCCUUAUUAAAGGAGGAGCAGCCUUGGAUCUCAAAGCCUGUCCUCCCAAACCCUUUAGAUGGAUUCUUGAUAUGACUUGGCUAAAUCUUGUGGAACUGAGUAAAUUACCACAAUUUGCAGAAAUUAUGAAUCAGAUAGCUCGUAAUGAGAAGGGAUGGAAAAACUGGUUUGACAAAGAUGCUCCUGAGGAGGAAAUCAUUCCUGAUGGAUAUAAUGAUUCACUAGAUACUUAUCGCAAACUUUUGCUUAUCAGGUCCUGGUGCCCAGAUCGUACAGUUUUCCAAGCAAGGAAAUAUAUUGCAGAUUCUUUAGAAGAGAAAUACACAGAACCAGUGAUCUUAAACCUUGAGAAAACUUGGGAAGAAAGUGACACACGAACACCUCUCAUAUGUUUCCUGUCCAUGGGAUCUGAUCCAACUAAUCAAAUUGAUGCACUUGCUAAAAAGCUUAAACUGGAAUGCAGAACAAUCUCUAUGGGCCAAGGUCAAGAAGUUCAUGCUCGCAAACUGGUACAGAUGUCGAUGCAACAGGGUGGCUGGGUAUUACUUCAGAACUGUCAUCUUGGCCUAGAGUUCAUGGAAGAAUUGUUAGAAACACUGCUUACCACCGAAGCUAGUAAUGAGACUUUCCGAGUCUGGAUAACUACCGAAGUGCAUGAAAAAUUUCCAAUCACAUUGUUACAGACUUCUAUAAAGUUCACUAAUGAACCACCCCAAGGGGUACGUGCAGGUUUGAAAAGAACAUUUGCGGGAAUUAAUCAAGACCUCCUUGAUGUCAGCAAUUUGCCCAUGUGGAAGCCAAUGCUGUACACCGUGGCUUUUUUACACUCCACUGUACAGGAACGACGCAAGUUUGGUCCCUUAGGGUGGAAUAUUCCUUAUGAGUUUAAUUCAGCUGACUUUACUGCAAGUGUUCAGUUUAUACAGAACCACCUUGAUGAAUGUGAUAUCAAGAAAGGAGUAUCAUGGACUACAGUACGCUACAUGAUUGGAGAAGUACAAUAUGGAGGCAGAGUCACAGAUGAUUUUGAUAAACGUCUACUUAAUUGCUUUGCUCGUGUUUGGUUCAGUGAAAAGAUGUUCGAACCAACAUUUUGUUUUUAUACGGGUUACAAAAUCCCGGUCUGCAAAACUUUGGAACAAUACUUCGAAUAUAUACAGUCACUCCCUUCAAUGGACAAUCCUGAAGUUUUUGGUCUCCAUCCUAAUGCUGAUAUCACGUAUCAAAGUAACACUGCUUCUGAUGUUCUGGAAACUAUUACCAACAUUCAACCAAAAGAAAGUGGAGGAGGAGCAGGAGAAACUCGAGAAGCUAUAGUUUACAGACUAGCUGAAGAUAUGCUCAGCAAACUGCCUCCUGAUUAUAUACCCCAUGAGGUGAAAGCUCGCCUGCAGAAGAUGGGACCUCUUAAUUCUAUGAACAUAUUCCUUAGACAAGAAAUUGACAGAAUGCAAAAAGUCAUCACAAGACUUCGGAUCAGCCUGAGUGAUUUAAAAUUAGCCAUUGAAGGGACUAUCAUCAUGAGUGAGAAUUUGAGAGAUGCUCUUGAUAACAUGUACGAUGCCCGUAUCCCUGCAUUAUGGAAAAGAAUAUCCUGGGAUUCUUCAACACUUGGGUUCUGGUUUACUGAACUUCUGGAAAGGAAUUCUCAAUUUUCUUUCUGGAUAUUUGAAGGAAGGCCAAACGUAUUUUGGAUGACUGGUUUCUUUAAUCCCCAAGGAUUUCUCACAGCAAUGAGGCAAGAAGUGACUCGAGCCCACAAGGGCUGGGCCUUGGAUUCAGUGACAAUCCACAACGAUGUACUGAGACAAACAAAAGAAGAGAUCACAGUGCCACCUUUGGAAGGAGUAUACAUUCAUGGACUGUAUUUAGAUGGAGCUGCCUGGGACAGGAGGAAUGGCAAACUCACUGAAUCAACCCCAAAGGUCCUCUUCACACAGCUUCCAGUGCUCCAUAUAUUCGCUAUCAACUCCACAGCUCCCAAGGACCCCAAACUCUAUGUGUGUCCUAUUUACAAGAAACCACGGAGGACAGAUCUAACCUUCAUCACAGUGGUAUAUUUGAGGACCAUCCUGUCCCCAGACCACUGGAUUCUGAGAGGAGUGGCCCUCUUGUGUGAUAUCAAGUAAAUUCUGUCCCAGCCACAGCAAGGUCUUCAUCCCUGCUGAUGGCACUGAACCACAUGACUUCCCAGUUCUGUUGGUUUUCUUUAGAGAAUGUGAUGUUUUAUUUUAAAUUAUGAUAAUAAUUAUUUCCUUCUAUGAUAUCCGUAUUGCACUUUUAAAAUACCAUAUUGACUGGUUGGCAUUCCGUACUCUACUUUUUUUUUUCCAGCAACAAUAUCCAACAUGCAAAUUCUAACUUUGCUUUUUUUUUAUUUCUAAGAAUCAGUGGAGGCAUUCAUUCCACUGUAAUGAGUUUUAUAAAGAUGGAUCUAUCUUUAACUUAGAGGGUUUUUAUUAAGUAUGAUUUGAAAGAGCUAAAAACCAGGUAAUGACUUAUUCAGUUCCAAAAUUAACUUUCA
This is a messenger RNA of Vombatus ursinus (common wombat), 9053 nucleotides long. Its product is annotated as dynein heavy chain 8, axonemal. The annotation marks the transcript as partial. The transcript has 54 exons. NCBI's taxonomy places the organism in Eukaryota, Metazoa, Chordata, Mammalia, Diprotodontia, Vombatidae. The record is from RefSeq and is a predicted model, not a curated record. Gene Ontology annotation, molecular function: dynein light intermediate chain binding; dynein intermediate chain binding; ATP hydrolysis activity. Gene Ontology annotation, biological process: microtubule-based movement. Gene Ontology annotation, cellular component: dynein complex.